Dimorphilus gyrociliatus is the source of this 2241-nucleotide messenger RNA. NCBI's taxonomy places the organism in Eukaryota, Metazoa, Annelida, Polychaeta, Dinophilidae. The record is from the annotation of a GenBank genome assembly.
GAACAGUUCGCUUUGUUAUAUAGGCAUUAUACAGAAUUAUAAUCCCUCAGUUACGCCGUUUUGUUUGUGAUUUUCGAUCUUAAAGAUUUACUAAGCUUAGUCCUUAAAAGUCCAUACUCUAUUUUUCUUACUCUUGACUCCUGGAAUAAAAAAUGCAAGACGGAAAUAAAGUGAACAAAAAGGUUUCACUGAGCGUUAAUGAAGACGAUGAAAGACGACUACGAAAAAUAUCUCUAUCUUCUUUGGAGAAGCGUCGGAUGACACGAAGAAUGUCAAGAACAACAUUUCUUUCAACAGGAGGGAGUACAAUUGUAGAGAGUUUACCGAAAAAACCAUUAAAGUUAGAGAACACUUAUAGAAUGGCGCCGAAAAUGGAAGAGAAAUUUAGUACAGCUAAAGCAAAGAAGGCACUUCGAGAUGUCAUGCAAAGUUUCCUAGAAGAUAAAACGUACGGAAGAGAUAACGCGAAUAUUGUCAAACAGCUAUCCGAUAUUAUAAAAAACGAGAUGAAAGAAGUAAUUAGUGACAGGCAUAAAAUAGUUUGCUGGUUAGUUUUAGGUGAAAAAUUCUGUCAAAGUUUACAAGGAGGUUCCAAAUGUUUAUGGGAUUCCAAAACUGACAACUACGUAAGCGAAACAUAUUCGAAUAAUAGUUUAUUUGUAAAUGCAACUGUUUACGCUUUAUAUUGUGAAUAAAUGAAGCAAACAAAAUAAGUAUUAUAAAAAAAAAUGUAUACGCAUGGCAAUAGUUAUGUUUCUUACAAAACGAAAUAAGUAAUUAGUAUAUGAAAAAGAAACAAAGAAAGUAAGAGCCGGAUCUAUAGUACUUACACUUUUAAGUUAUAAAUUAUUAGUACUGCAUUAGAUAAAAUAUCCUUAUUUUUAAUACUUCAAGUUACUAUGGGAACACCUCAAAAAAAAAAAUUAUUCAAAAGUUUUAAUAUUGUCUUAGGGCUGUGUUCACAUUAUUUAAACACGUGAAAACGCUUCAGAGCAUUUGCUUAUAAGGCUAAAAAAAGAAAAGCUUAUCAAACGUUACUAGUAACCGUUUUACUUGUGUCGACGCUGAUAUUAGAUAUUUUGCGUAAUGUUGGAAAAAUAAGAUCUGGCCACGAGUUCACUUCUCCUGUAGCUUUCGAAGUUAGAGAGGAUCGUCGAGAUCUAUCCAUGACUGCAGCGGGUACCGGUGGGGGUACUGUCAGAGGAGGUUUUUUCACCCUGAUGAGAUUUGCUACAAGCGGAUUUCGUAUGGCAUAAGUAAAAGGAUGAACUACACUCGCUGUCCAAUUUAUUAAAAUAAGAGUCGAAUCGGCCUUGGGCCCUAUACGAACAUUCAUCAUUUGGCAAAUAGAGGCUAUAAUAAUCGGUGACCUGAGCAACAGCGUCGUUGUUAUCAUAAUUAGAACAGUUCCUGCAGUUCGAACUUCACCUUCAAAUUUUAGAUUUUGUGCUUGAACGGAAGCAGGAGUUAUCUUUGAGACUGACGGUCUUCCUGCCAAUUUGAACAAUUUUCUAAGACUAUAGAGCAUAACAGCAAAUGGAAGAGCAAAAGUGAUGAUGAUAAAGACGCCUCUUAAAAGUUUUACUCUUUCCAAAUUUUGGUUGCCUAAAAGGAGGUAGGAGCAGUGUAUGAAUGGCUGAUGAUGUUUAAUUUUUGCCGAAUUGAUGGCGGAAGGCAUCGAGAAAGUUAAUGAAAUUAUACAGCAGAGGAAGAUGAGCCCAAAGCAGAACUUUUUACUAACCUUUCUUUGUCUAUUUAAUAGGGAUAACCUGUCGAUUCCAAUAAGCGUUACCAUAAAUACACUCAUACUAUCACUGAAAACAGUUGAAACUGCGUUGAACUGACAUGCUACAUCAGGCAAACGGUUCAUACUUAAAGCUGCUAAAGCAAUCGGCAUUGAAAUCGAGCAAUUCAGCAGAUCACAUCCGGCCAAGGCUAAUAUAAAGGCAUUGGUAACACUUCUAAAGCGUAAGUGUUUAAAUAUAGCAAAAAUAACUGCAGAAUUUCCUCCAACUCCCAAAAGAAUUAAAAGGCCAAUAUAUACACCUUGAGAGAUCUUUGACGCCGUAGAAAAAGUUGACGUCGUAGACGUCGUGUUGUUUGACAUGUCGGCGUCAUCUCUGGCGAAGAAUUUUUCACAUACGCACUUUGACGUCAUAGAAACGCGAUUCUAUUGACUCUGCUUGCUAUUUCUAUGACAACCGAUGUAUUAUCUUUACAUAUAUAUUUCUACAAGAUGAA